GUAUGGCCUUAUGGCCUUUCAAGCCUCUACGCCGCAUGAUUACUUCUGGUCUACUUGUACUCCAGGCGGGGCAAUAUCCAUUGAACGUACAUUACGUGCGAGUUCCGCACGAGCUUACGCUGCAUUCUUAAAUUGUGGAGACCCCUCCACCUGUCCUGACGCUCAUGUCGUCUAGCACCUCCAGUGUCCUUCCAGUAGCGACUGGAGAUGCGCUCAUGGAAGUCCCACUUCGAGCACCCCCUCUGGGUGUGGUUUCUAACUUUUCCAACCCAUCUUUCAUGGGGACGCCAGUGUUAGUCACAGCAGGGAUCUGUCUUCCCCUUAUUCUGGCCUUUACAGCUGUGCGAAUCUAUGCAAAGCUGGCCAUUCUCAAGAAAUGGAAGCUUGAGGAUUAUGUAUACUGCAUUAGUUGUCCGGUUGUAAUUGCGUUAAUAUCAUUUGAAAUUUCAAUCGUUCUUACAAAGCCGAACGGAUACCACGCCUGGGACGUCAAUUCAUCUGCUAUGGACAAGUCAUCAGCCCUCCAUCUUCUAGUGUUUUCAAUAUCACUAGGCCCUGUACUUUGGUUGCUAAAGUUGACGCUCUUCUGCUCGAUCCUGUCCGCGUUUGGUUCCGUCCGGUGGCUUAAAAACUGCGCCUACAUUGGACUCAUCACCACAGGCCUGUUUUUUAUGGCAUACUCCAUCAUCGUUGCGGUUUCAUGUGGACCUCGACCCAGCACCGAUACCGAGUCAUAUCUUAAUGGCUUCAAUCGUGGGCAGUGUUCUUCAGCGACCGGCGUCAACGCGAUCGCCAGUAUUCUUUUGGGGAUUGUGAACUUAGCAAGCGACGUUUACCUCCUAAUUAUUCCAUUACCAUCUGUGAUCUCUCUAAACAUCCCAUUAAAGCAGAAAAUCGGGGUCUUUGCUAUCGUUUGCAGUGGAUUGACAAUGUGCGUUUGUAGUCUCCUUGGCUUGAUAUAUCGCAUCAUGUCUUGGAGAUCACCGGAUUUUACGGGCACUCAAAUUCCACUCUAUGUCGUCUUUGUAGCGGAGUUAUCUCUCGGACUCAUGAUUCCAUGUAUGCCGUCCCUCUUCACAGUAUAUCGCCAUUUCACCGUUCCGGACAUCAACGACACCGCAACGAUAGCUACACCGAACAUGAGAGGGUUUAGUUCCCUCUCGUCUCCAAAGACUGAGAGUAGGGCAACUUGGCGCAAAACUCACCUCAGCAUCGAAGAGAUUCCGUAUCGGAAGCCGUCAUCAGAAUGGGAACGACGACCUAUCCAUGAUCACCGGAUGAAAGCGCUCCCACCAACCCCGCUCCUACUAAAUCCCGCCUCCGUCCCUCCUUCGCCGAAGACUCCGAAGACACCGGCUAGCUUUCGAAGCAUGCAUCUUCCAAUUAUGUUCCAAACUACUUCGAAGUGAUGACGGUGUUCAUCCCAAGAAUUCGAAUGGUGUAUAAAUAUGAACGAAGGGCUUUUCGGAAUUGUUCUUUUAUUACUUUCUUUAUUCAUACUUUACGAUACCACUUUCGCUUGCGGUUACUGGGUGGCUAGAAACGGGGACUUUGGGACACAUGGCAUCUUAGAAACUGUGCCACAAGACAUGGCAUGAUACAAUGUAAAC
Molecule: messenger RNA, 1610 nt
Organism: Lindgomyces ingoldianus
Lineage: Eukaryota; Fungi; Ascomycota; Dothideomycetes; Pleosporales; Lindgomycetaceae
Exons: 8
Coding region: 165-1409 (414 amino acids)
Source: RefSeq, a predicted model, not a curated record